Cylindrotheca closterium is the source of this 630-nucleotide messenger RNA. The record is from the annotation of a GenBank genome assembly. Lineage: Eukaryota; Bacillariophyta; Bacillariophyceae; Bacillariales; Bacillariaceae.
AUGCCCCCAAGUGACGAUAAAGCCAAAUACUGCUACGAAGACCCUGAUACCUGGUCAUAUCUUGCCGACAGAAAGCUGAAAAACGCUGACUUGCUAAUCAAGAUUCCUCGACGAUCCUCCAUAAAGCAAAAUGGGGCCCCACGAAGGGUGAGCAUCUCUCGAGGGGUUGAAAUUCAGAUCAACCUCCCCGGCAAAGGUGAUCCCAUCACGCGUCGAAGGUCCAUCGAAUUUAGCGAAACGAACUCUAUUGAAGAGUACAAGUCCUGCGAGGAUCCCUUUGACAACAUCUGGUUCAACAAGGACGAAUACGAUGAUAUUCGCUCGAGCAACAGGAAGAUUGUCAAGUGCGUGGAACGGGGCACUGACAAGAAUUUUUGUGUCCGAGGCUUGGAGUCCAUGAUGGACGAUGUCCAACAAGUGCGCCGUCGCAACUCGAUUGACGCCGUUUUGACCGAGCAGGAGGCUCAACGCGAUUCUGGAGUCUAUGAUGAGGAAAAGCUUUCCGAAAGUUACCGACGCACAUCGAUGGCAAGCCAAGCACAAGCAGCUGGCCGAGCAGAGACGGACACUGCUGACAUUCAAUUGUACUUGCAGAGUGCUCUGAUGCUGUUGCGACGGAUGUCAGUAUAA